GUUGAUGAUUGGAAAAUAAAAUAAAAGAAAUAAUAAUAAUAAUAAUCAACGUCUAUUAAACAAUUGAAGAUAAAGAGAAAGUUUCCAACCACGCGAAUCUUGUGUUUACGCGUUCAGAGACUUUCUCAGAAAUUUCGCAUAGGUGAGUACCGAUUCAGAGCUUUGGUUUGGAGUAAUUGCUAAUUAACUCGAAGAUCUACCUUUUUGUAAAUUUUCAACAUGAGCAGACCACAAGAACCACACCGCCCUUUCUUUUCAUUCGGAAACCCUUUCCGGAUGAUAUCACCAAAGGGCUCUCAAUUGUCUCCGAGGCUUCUCUCAUUAUUAAAUGCUUUUGAGGAAACCUUGGCAGUGAGAUUGAGGAAUCUUAAUCCAAAAAACAAGGAGGAUGUUCUUAGCUUAACAUGGAUGAAGUGUGCAAUGGAAACACUUUGCGACACUCAUAAUGACAUAAAGACAUUGAUUACUGAUCUCGAGCUUCCUGUUGCUGACUGGGAUGAGAAAUGGAUUGAUGUCUACUUGGAUAUCAGUGUGAAGUUGCUUGAUAUCUGCAUUGCUUAUAGCUCUGAGCUUGCUAGGCUUAGCCAAGGUCACCUCUUGCUUCAGUGCGUUCUUCAUAACUUGGAGUCCAAAACUCCAGAGCAAUUUAUACGCUCCCGUUCUUCCCUUGAUAACUGGAGGCAGCAUAUUGGUUCAAAGAAUCAAAGAGUUCAUAACUGUCGUUCCAUUUUGGACAGCCUUGUGGGAUCUUUGAAUCUGCCAAAGGUUAAGAAUUCAGCUAAAGGAAAGGUCUUGAUGCAUGCUAUGUACGGAGUAAAGGUGCAGACAGUUUUUAUUUGCAGCGUCUUUGCCGCAGCUUUCUCAAAUUCUUCAAAGAAUUUGUCAGAUUUGGUGGUACCCGACACAAUCAUAUGGUCGCAAGCAUAUUCUGAUUUGCAGACUAAUGUAAAUAUGGAAAUAAGACAGAAGUUUUCCUGUGGAGAACUUACAGUUUUGAAAGAGCUGGUUGCAGUUGAUUCAACUGUGAAGAAGCUGUAUCCGUUGAUUCUAGACGGGUUGGGAUCUGUUGAAGUCGAGGCUUUCAAGGCUUCUGUUGCAGACUUGAAAAUGGGAUCAGAAAGCCUUUCUCAGGGGUUGGAUCUUCUUGCGAAGCAAGUAGAUGGCUUUUUCAAGAUAGUUUUGAGUGGGCGCGACGCUUUACUUUGUAAUUUGAGAGCCUCCGGUGCAGUUACUGACCCAAUGUUAGGGACUAGCGUAGGAGGAGAACAGCUUGUAAGGUGAAUACAUUUGGAACUAAAUGUGUUCAUGUAUACAAAAGGUUUAGGUGUGAGGUGUUAUCUUAAAUAUACUAUCUUGUAUGGCUUAUCAUAUAAUAUAUGGUGUGAAGUAUUUUGUAGUAGUAUGGAACUGGUUUGUACAUGUAUAUGUUAUGGAAUGUCUUAUGAAAUGCAAUCUUAUUUUA
Molecule: messenger RNA, 1462 nt
Organism: Mercurialis annua (annual mercury)
Lineage: Eukaryota; Viridiplantae; Streptophyta; Magnoliopsida; Malpighiales; Euphorbiaceae
Product: protein BPS1, chloroplastic-like
Exons: 3
Coding region: 220-1281 (353 amino acids)
Source: RefSeq, a predicted model, not a curated record